Alternaria incomplexa is the source of this 438-nucleotide messenger RNA. RefSeq names its product AP-2 complex subunit sigma (gene APS2). The record is from RefSeq and is a predicted model, not a curated record. Lineage: Eukaryota; Fungi; Ascomycota; Dothideomycetes; Pleosporales; Pleosporaceae. The transcript has 4 exons. Gene Ontology annotation, molecular function: clathrin-cargo adaptor activity. Bases 1 to 438 code for a protein of 145 amino acids. Gene Ontology annotation, biological process: protein transport; clathrin-dependent endocytosis. Gene Ontology annotation, cellular component: intracellular membrane-bounded organelle; AP-2 adaptor complex.
AUGGUGCUCUCGUUCAUUCUCAUUCAGAAUAGGCAAGGGAAGACAAGAUUGGCGAAGUGGUAUGCGCCGUACAGUGAUGAAGAGAAAGUCAAGUUAAAGGGCGAGGUCCACCGCCUCAUCGCCCCACGCGACCAAAAGCACCAAUCCAACUUCGUCGAGUUCCGCAACAUGUCCAAGAUCGUGUACCGCCGCUACGCCGGCCUCUUCUUCUGCGCCUGCGUCGACACAAACGACAACGAGCUCGCCUAUCUCGAGGCCAUACACUUCUUCGUCGAGGUGCUAGAUGCCUUCUUUGGGAACGUGUGUGAGCUGGAUUUGGUGUUUAACUUCUACAAGGUGUAUGCGAUACUGGAUGAGGUGUUUUUGGCGGGUGAGAUUGAGGAGACGAGUAAACAGGUCGUGCUGACGAGGUUGGCGCAUUUGGAUAAGCUGGAGUAG